AUGUCCUCGGUUGAGCCUAGAACUAUCAAAGAAGCAUUAUUAGAACCUGAUUGGAUAUCCGCAAUGCAAGAAGAACUGGAACAAUUCAAAAGGAACAAGGUAUGGCAACUCGUUCCGAUACCGCAAGGCCAUACCAUUGUUGGUACAAGAUGGGCGUGCAAGAAUAAGUUAGAUGAAUCUGGUGCGGUCAUCAGAAACAAGGCAAGGCUAGUUGCAAAGGGCUACAAUCAACUUGAAGGUGAUGACUGUGAUGAAACGUAUGCUCCGGUGACACGAAUGGAAGCUAUCCGAAUCUUCAUAUCAUACGCAGCCCACAAAAACGUCAAGGUUAUAGAUGCUUGUGCUAAAUGA
Lactuca sativa (garden lettuce) is the source of this 351-nucleotide messenger RNA. NCBI's taxonomy places the organism in Eukaryota, Viridiplantae, Streptophyta, Magnoliopsida, Asterales, Asteraceae. The record is from RefSeq and is a predicted model, not a curated record.